AUGUCUAUGUUCCGAUCGAAGAGGCUCGACCUGGGCUGCUUCGUCAACAUCAAAGUCAUCCGCGACCACACCAAGCGGAAAGUCUUCGCCGAGCACGAACCAGAGAGACAAGCUCUCCGCUACAUCAUCCGCAAUCUUACACUUCCUGCUCGAACCCGCGCGCAAGCACAGCUGCAGCUGUCGCAGAUGCAUUGCUAUACCCGCGCUACGCAGAUCCGCAAUCGUUGUAUAGAGGGUGGCAAAGGAAGGGGUGUGUUGAGGGAUUUCAAGAUGACGAGAUACAAUUUCAGAGUCAAUGCUCUGUCUGGAUCAUUACCGGGUGUGAAGAAGGCUAGUUGGUAG
Molecule: messenger RNA, 342 nt
Organism: Cadophora gregata
Lineage: Eukaryota; Fungi; Ascomycota; Leotiomycetes; Helotiales; Ploettnerulaceae
Gene: MRP2
Product: 40S ribosomal protein mrp2, mitochondrial
Exons: 3
Coding region: 1-342 (113 amino acids)
Biological process (GO): translation
Cellular component (GO): mitochondrial small ribosomal subunit; ribosome
Molecular function (GO): structural constituent of ribosome
Source: RefSeq, a predicted model, not a curated record